CUGUUUUACAUCUUAACUAUCGUUCUGUAGAUUGGUUGGCAAAAAUAGGAUUUCCUAUACCAAUUUUAAAUAACAAUGUUGUCAUGGAACAACCAAGAGAGAUCAUAGAAAUUGACGUAGAUUCAACUAAAAGGAUCAUGGAAAUCAAUAACAACAACGUAGAUCCAACAAAAGGAGUCAUGAACGAUAACAUCAAAGUGGAUCAAACAAUAGAAUUCAUGGAAAUCUUAGACCCAACAAAAGGAAUUAUGAACGACAACGCCAAAGUGGAUCAAACAACGGAAUUCAUGGAAAUCCUAGACCCAAAAAAAGAUUUCAAAAUUGGUAAAAUCGGUAACAUCAACGUUGACUCGACAACAGAAUUCAUGGAAAUCCUAGACCCAAAAAAAGAUUUCAAAAUUGGUAAAAUCGGUAACACCAACGUUGACUCGACAACAGAAUUCAUGGAAAUCCUAGACCCAAAAAAAGAUUUCAAAAUUGGUAAAAUCGGUAACACCAACGUUGACUCGACAACAGAAUUCAUGGAAAUCCUAGACCCAAAAAAAGAUUUCAAAAUUGGUAAAAUCGGUAACACCAACGUUGACUCGACAACAGAAUUCAUGGAAAUCCUAGACCCAAAAAAAGAUUUCAAAAUUG
Messenger RNA from Funneliformis mosseae, 636 nucleotides. The record is from the annotation of a GenBank genome assembly. NCBI's taxonomy places the organism in Eukaryota, Fungi, Glomeromycota, Glomeromycetes, Glomerales, Glomeraceae.